AAGGGACUGAAAUGUCCUUCAUAUAAGCCGGUGACAAAGUGGCGAGCAUUGGCCCCCGGGAAGCAGAGAUCACAGCCAGCAAACAGAGAGAGAGCGAGAGAGAGGACAGAGAGAGAAACAGAGAGAGAGAGACAGACAGACGAGAGAGGAGAAGACCAGAGCAACGAGCACAGACGCUGGAUUCACAGCAACACAGCGGAGAGACACGGAGGAAACACUCUCCAGCAGACGAGCAGAAAAGCAGAAGAAAGUAUCCUAAUCCAGCUCAUCCCACCGACAGACCUGUUUUUUGGCUGUAGAGAUGGGUGUCACCUCUCGCCCUCUGCUAUUUGUUUGCGCAUAUUUGGCGGCUGCACUGAUUGGUGGAACCCGCUCCGAGGGGGUGUGUCUUCAAGACGGCAAGCACAAGGCCACGCCCGGCCCGGAGCCACAGCUGAGGGAGUGUGGGCUGUACGCUGACAAUAGCUGCUGCACAGAAGAAGACAUCCAGGACAUCUCCCAUGUUCCCUCUGCGAGCAAUAAGAAUGAUCCCUGGGACAAGUGUGGGCCUCUGAGUUCAGAGUGUGAAGGCUUCCUGAAGCGCGUGUCGUGUUUUUACCGCUGCUCCCCUGAUGCCGCGCGUUGGCCUCACCCCCACCGCCGCUCCUACAUCCAGGCCGUGCCACUCUGCCACAGCUUCUGCCGUGAUUGGUUUGAUGCCUGCAGGAUGGACAUGACGUGUGCUCGUAACUGGGCCAGAGACCCCCGGGGGCAGAACUGCACUGGGACCUGCGUUCAGUAUCAGCAGAUGUACCAGCACGGCAGGGAUCUCUGCGAAAGCCUGUGGGGCGACGCCUUCAUGACCGUGGAGGAUGAGCCGGAGGAUGUGGGAGAGGCUGGAGAGGUUGGAGCUGGGGGGGGAGGAGGCGUCAGCGGCGGUCGCCCCUGCGGCUGCCUGACCCUCAGUCCCUCGGACAAAGACGUGAUGGCCGCCCUCAGGGCGCAGCAGGAUGACCCGGAGGAGCUGGACACCACCAAGACGGGCCUGCCUCAGUACCGAGCCCCGUGCCAGACAAAGCUGCCCCUGCAGGCCAGGGGCGGCCGGAGGGGGAACGCUGUGCUGCGCAAACGCUCCGUCAUUGUGGACGACGUGGAGGGCAGCGGGAGCGGCUUGUAGAGACGAGUGACAUAAUAUCUAUUUAGAGGUUAUUGUCUAGAUCCUAAUCUAGUCUCUUGAAACGGAGUGGUAACCUCGCUCCUCUAACUAACCUUACCACACAGACCUAAACUGUCGUCACGCUCUACAUAUAAUCUCUGUGGUUUUAAAUGAUACUAGAUAGACCGAGAAGCUUGUAACACUUUCAAUAAACACCUGGGUCAGUUAUUUGAACGUAAAUGUAAACAGCCAGGAUUUAAAAAAAAUAAAAUAAAAAGAAGCAAUUACUUUUAAAUUUUUAAAGGCAAAAUCCUCAAUUCUGCAAGGGCUCUGACAUCAGUUAUACAUCUAUUGAUAAUAUCCCAUAAUGGCUGCACAAAUGCUUUAUUUGCCAGCUAACAAUAUGAGGAUUUUUCUUUUUAAAAUAAUUGUAUUUGCUCUGUAUGGCUCAGUAAACCACAUCACUGACAUUAUGAUAUGACGUGUGUGAAGUCUGGCACUAGGAAAUGUAUUAGCGCUUGUGCAUGAAUCAAACAUGUUAUCAUUAACCAGUGGACUUUUCAUGCCAGUAUUGUGUACAUGAUGUACUUAACUACCCUGCUUUUUUCUUCAAUCAAUUCUUCUGUGCAUUAGUCAAUUGUUGAAUGCAGAUGUUGCUCUUGCGAUGCCGUGUCGUGCAGCCUACAUGUCUUUAAAGUGCAGAAGGUCCUCCAAACCAUACGACAAUAUAGGUUGUUUAUUCCACCCCGCUAAUACGACCCACAGGAGCGUUGUCCGUCCUCAUAUCUAAACCAGAGAACGUAACAGUCCCAUUUUAUUUUUACAUAAAGGUCGCAGUUUCAAACACGACGUUAACGUUGUGAAACGGUCCUAUAGUUUGGUUAGGUUUAGGCACCAAAAACUAUUGAGUUAAGUUUAGAAACCUUACCCUAACACUGUAGGUUGGGUUAAAAUCAGACGUUACUUCCCUCAUGGUUACACACGUGACGCUCAAAGUGACAUUCGUGAAGUUUAAAAAUCAAUAUGACGCAGUGUUGUAAUUGAGAGCACUCAAACCGAGACCAAGUCAUCACCAAGACCACAGUGUAUCUGGACCGAGACCAGACCGAGACUUCUCGGGGUUGAGACUGAGACAAGACCGAGACUUUGAGGGGUUGAGACUGAGACAAAACGGGGCGAGACCGAGUCAAGACCAAGACCAGAUUUGGGUUAGACAGCCAGAGCUUCUUCUCCUGUGUCCAGCAUUCACUUUAUUGGGAAUGGGUGUAAAGGCUGCGGAGAUAGAUAUAGAUUAGAUAUGAGUCAAGUUAUUGGUUGCAUUUGCAAGUUUUAACACAUAGGCCUAAAUCAGACAAUGCAUGGGCAAUUUAGCAAAAUCCAUGCAGUUGUGGUCUUGACCGGUCUUGAAAUAAAUCCUGAGUCCUCUUUACCCGAGACUGAGUAAAAAUGUGGUUGAUUCCGAGACGAGACCAAGACCUUCAAGAAUUGGUCUUAAGACCGAUCUUGAGUACUACAGCACUGGUAUGACGUUCCUAAAAAGUUAAAAAGCAAUUUACGGUAUUUUCUGGGAUUUUCAGUGAACAGUCCAUAUAAACCCUGAUCUUAAGUCCUGUGUUGGUUUGACCCAUCCACCACCCCACCAACCUACCUGCUUACGUGGAAAGUUGGCGCUCUUAUACUUCGUCAUCCUACUCCCUGCUUUGCUCCUGUCAUAACUACUACAGUCGCCAAUAGAAACGUAAACAUGAGUUGUAAUUUCUGCUUGAACAAACAACCUAUGGGAGCGUUUUUUGGAAGAGGACAAAAGGUCACGCAGAGUAAUGAUGAUAAUGAAUGUAGCUUUCUAACAGAGAUUACUGGCCUGCAGUGUGAGGGAUCUGGUAUAAUAAUGACAAUGGAAAGAGGCAUGCCUAAUACCCGAGGGAAGGUUUAAUAUUCAGAAACAAAUCUGCCUCCAGAGUAAAUCCUGCAGCUGCAGCAUUCAAACCAGCAAAGGUUGUUCUUGUAGUUAGAUCACGUAUAUCUCCAGUGUACUGUGGAUUUUUCCUUUUUAUAAUUAAGUUCUGUAUUUCUAGAGCGAGGCAUUGUUAGAUGUAAAUGUUUUGUAAAAAACUGAUUUAUGGUAAGCUUGCUGAGAUGGCGUGUUUCUUUGCUUUAUGUUCUCAAUAAAGACAAUGUUUUUAAAAGCCAA
Molecule: messenger RNA, 3326 nt
Organism: Perca fluviatilis (European perch)
Lineage: Eukaryota; Metazoa; Chordata; Actinopteri; Perciformes; Percidae
Gene: rtbdn
Product: retbindin
Exons: 6
Coding region: 302-1156 (284 amino acids)
Cellular component (GO): external side of plasma membrane
Molecular function (GO): signaling receptor activity; riboflavin transmembrane transporter activity; riboflavin binding
Source: RefSeq, a predicted model, not a curated record